AUGUAAAAUAAAGAAAUCAGUUUUGAAGAUUCUUUGAGACAAUCACAAUUGCCUUAAUAAUAAAAAUAGAGUAAAAAGAAAAAUAACAAAACAGAUAAAUAAGUUAAAUUCACAGGUAAGCUUCUCUUUAAAUCAUAGACGAGGAAAUAAAAAUAAUUGAAAUGCUAACUCCUUAAGUCAAAUAAUAGUAAUAAGCUAUUAGAAUUGCCAAUGGUAAAUUAGAUUUUCUCUUUGAUGGCUCUAGAGAUGUUAACUUAGUAAAACCUUAUCAUGAAGAUGGAGAUGAAAAUAUGUAUUCCAAAGAGAAUAUCACAAAGAGAAGAAAACUUAAAAGUGAUCCUGAUGUAGUUAACAGCAUUGAAACUUUUAUGUCGCAUUAUCAAUUUGAUAAGAAUAAUAAAUUGAUCAAGGAAAAUUAUUUAAAAACCCAUAUUAGAUUGGCAUAUUUAUUGAGAAAGGAUAUAGAAGAAGAUUAGGAGGAGAUUAAAUUUUUGUUAUUGGAGGAUUGGUAUAACUUUAUAAUUAUAAAGGGAGCACGAUUCAAAAGGAAAUGGAUAUAUGAGCAAGACAGAUUUAUUUGAUUCUUUAUUUGAAUUAGCAGAUACAUGGACUCCAGAUGCAGAAAAAUCAGAGUAUGUUGGCUUUUUUGAAUUGUUAGAGUAGAAAUACAGAAGACAAUAAGAUGAAAGUACAUUAAAUAUUUUAUCACUUAGAAUUUGAAUAGUUGUACUAUGAAAUAAUGGAAAGUUGA
Molecule: messenger RNA, 751 nt
Organism: Paramecium sonneborni
Lineage: Eukaryota; Ciliophora; Oligohymenophorea; Peniculida; Parameciidae
Source: the annotation of a GenBank genome assembly